AUGGAGCUGGAGCUAUCCACCUCUAGGCUAUACUCUGACUACAUCUUCUCCAAUGCUACACUUGACUUCUCCUCCUCCCCCCCAUUAAAUGCCAGCCUUAAUGCCACUGGGCAAGGAGUGUCAAGGAAUCAUGCCUCUAUUAUUAUGGCUGUGGCUAUCACUGCCCUCUACUCUGUGGUCUGUGUGGUGGGGCUGCUCGGGAACGUCCUGGUCAUGUAUGGGAUUGUGAGAUACACAAAGAUGAAGACAGCCACCAAUAUCUACAUCUUCAAUAUGGCCCUUGCUGAUGCGCUAGUUACCAGCACACUCCCCUUUCAGAGUGCUAAAUACCUUAUGGAGACAUGGCCAUUUGGGGAGGUCCUCUGCAAAGUGGUUCUUUCAAUAGACUACUAUAAUAUGUUUACAAGCAUCUUCACAUUGACCAUGAUGAGCGUAGACCGAUAUGUGGCAGUGUGUCAUCCGGUGCGGGCGCUAGAUUUCCGUACCCCUUCCAAGGCUAAAGCCAUUAAUGUCUGCAUUUGGAUACUAUCAUCUGUAAUUGGUAUCCCAAUUAUGGUUAUGGCAGUCACCAAGCGCAAUGAAGCUUCCGGAGCCAUCACCUGUACCCUUCAGUUUCCUCGUCCAGAUUGGUAUUGGGAUACUGUCACAAAGAUCUGUGUGUUCAUUUUUGCCUUUGUGGUGCCGGUCCUAGUAAUUACUAUUUGUUAUGGCUUAAUGGUACUACGUCUGCGCAGUGUUCGCCUCCUCUCUGGGUCUAGAGAAAAAGACAGAAAUUUGCGCCGUAUCACCCGCAUGGUUUUGGUAAUUGUGGCUGCCUUUAUCAUCUGCUGGACCCCUAUUCAUAUAUUUGUCAUUGUGUGGACCAUGGUGGAAAUUGAUAAGAGAAAUCCAUAUGUGGUGGCCAGCUUGCAUUUCUGCAUUGCCCUUGGAUACACCAAUAGCAGCCUGAACCCUGUCCUUUAUGCCUUUCUGGAUGAAAACUUCAAGAGGUGUUUUAGAGAAUUUUGUCUUCCCUUCCGUUCACACUCAGAGCAGAACAGCUUUAGCCGAGCACGUAAUACCACUCGGGACCAGGUGUCCACUUGCACCCAAUCUCAUGCACCAGACAAGCCGGUAUGA
This is a messenger RNA of Bombina bombina (fire-bellied toad), 1119 nucleotides long. It is a transcript of the gene OPRD1, whose product is annotated as opioid receptor delta 1. Gene Ontology annotation, biological process: neuropeptide signaling pathway; G protein-coupled opioid receptor signaling pathway. Gene Ontology annotation, molecular function: G protein-coupled enkephalin receptor activity; neuropeptide binding. The record is from RefSeq and is a predicted model, not a curated record. Bases 1 to 1119 code for a protein of 372 amino acids. Gene Ontology annotation, cellular component: neuron projection; membrane. The transcript has 3 exons. Lineage: Eukaryota; Metazoa; Chordata; Amphibia; Anura; Bombinatoridae.